This is a messenger RNA of Pseudovirgaria hyperparasitica, 958 nucleotides long. RefSeq names its product trypsin. The coding region runs from base 113 to 868 and encodes 251 amino acids. The record is from RefSeq and is a predicted model, not a curated record. The transcript is spliced from 2 exons. Gene Ontology annotation, molecular function: serine-type endopeptidase activity. Gene Ontology annotation, biological process: proteolysis. NCBI's taxonomy places the organism in Eukaryota, Fungi, Ascomycota, Dothideomycetes, Acrospermales, Acrospermaceae.
UAAAAGGCACCUCAGCGCCCUCCUCAACAUUGAAAGGACUCAGCUCCAGGACCACACUAGCCUCAAACGCAACUCUCCCCUUCGGAAUCAUAUUUCACUCCCAGGUGCCAUCAUGGUUUCUACUAUCACCCGCACCGCAGCUCUUCUGUUGCCUGCCAUCGCCGCAGCUUUCCCCGCCCCUCAAGUAUCAGUCCAGAUUGUCGGCGGUGAGGCCGCUGCUGAAGGCGACGUUCCGUUCAUAGUCUCUCUACAGAAAAGCGGCACGCACUUCUGUGGUGGCUCUCUGUUGAAUGCCAACACCGUACUCACAGCAGCUCACUGCUCCCAACAGAGCCCCAGCGGCAUCACAGUCCGCGCAGGAUCCCUUAAAUGGGCUUCCGGCGGUGUCACCUCUGAAGUCUCUGAGAUCAUCGUUCAUCCCGCAUAUAGCAAGGCCAUCAAGCUUGACUCAGAUGUCGCAAUCUGGAAACUCUCAACCCCGAUCGAAGGUAUCGCCUACGCCUCGCUCCCUGAAGCGGGUUCCUCUCCUGCGACUGGGUCAACCGUGACUGUUGCUGGUUGGGGUACGACUAAGGAAGGCGUCAGUGGCGCCCCUGAGAGCCUGCGGAAGGUCGAUUUGCCAGUCAUCUCUCCUGGGGAGUGCAAGGCCGAGUACGGCGACGCAAAAAUCAGUAACACUAUGUUGUGUGCCGGGCCCACGGAAGGUGGCAAGGACUCGUGCCAGGGCGACAGCGGUGGUCCUCUCUUCGAUGCGAGCAAGACGCUUGUUGGUGUUGUGUCGUGGGGUCAAGGCUGUGCUCGGCCAGGCUUUGUGGGUGUCUAUGCCAACACUGGUGUUCUCGAGGACUUCAUCAAGAGUCACUUGUAAAUAGAUGAUGGAUGGGAUAGUGUGGUGUGAUUGGACGAGGUCGAUAAGAAUUGUGGACGCAUAUCAGGAUCAUGACGAGCAGUAAUGACU